Ornithodoros turicata is the source of this 766-nucleotide messenger RNA. RefSeq names its product UPF0669 protein C6orf120 homolog. The coding region runs from base 140 to 736 and encodes 198 amino acids. The transcript is spliced from 2 exons. The record is from RefSeq and is a predicted model, not a curated record. Lineage: Eukaryota; Metazoa; Arthropoda; Arachnida; Ixodida; Argasidae.
CUUUAGUAGCUUCCGUAAUGUUAUCAUGUGCUCGGACGAAACAGUUGAACGCAACUGCUGGUAUCAAAGCAAAAAAGUUCGUGUUAACUAAACGCACAAUGCAUCUUUAGUAUGUCAUUACCAACGCAUCGAAACCUGCAUGCUGUCAAAUAUCAUGCCGAGCAUGGGCUACAGUUGGAUUCGUUACGAAUACGGUCGUCGACCAGCAAUUUGUAUCUUUCUCACUCUUAUUCUGCACAUCACAGAUGCCACGGUAGUUUUCCACGAACGUGUCACCGGGUCAGUCGGCAGCGGAAACUUCACAUAUUAUGCCUUGUCCACGGAGGGUGCGACAACCAUAUUCCUGCAUCCCCUGCUAGGGGAUCCAGACCUCUACAUUGGAGAGGGCGACACACAGCCAACGUACGACCUCAGCAAACACAGGUUACAAUCCACAACCUGUGGACUGGAACGAAUCGACAUUCCACGGAGCUUCAAGCGGCCCAUAGGCAUCGGCAUCUACGGUCAUCCGUCUCACGAGGUCAGCAUAUACGAACUUGAAGUGCAAGUCGACAACAGCAGGGACACAUUUUUUGACGACUACGGUUAUGCCAGUGACGAAACAGCUUCGGACCAACCUUUCGAGAGCAAAGUUCAAAAUGAACACUAUUCUGAAGACGGAGGCGAGGAAGAAUCAAUGCUUUGGACAAUUCUUGUGGGAAUAUUGAAGAUAUUUUUGGAAGUCCUCACAACCUGAUGAUAGUCAUUAAAGUGUGGGCUACUGUGA